UAUGUUGAAGAAAUUAGGUGUCUCUCUUUGGGAAGUCGAGUUUUAAAAAGCUCGGGCAGACCAUGAUAUGACGACUUCACUGAUCUUGCAUCCACGCUGGGCGGAUACCUUCAUGUACGUGUAUGAGGAGAACCCGAAUGAAAAUAGCCAGAAUAAAAUCCCAGCCAUGGAAGGGCUCAGUGGGAACUGCCCAGCGAGCCACUGCAGGGAUUUAAUCUCUCACCCGGUAUUGGGUCGUCAUUCCAGCAGCAUUGGGACACACCAGGGUUCGGUCUACACGGAUAUACCUGCUCCAGAUGCCGCCAGGCAGUGCCCCGCUCCGCCAGCCUCGUCCAACGCCACCCUGGGCUACGGCUACCCUUUUGGAGGCAGCUACUACGGAUGCCGAUUGUCCCAUUCCCACAACGUGAACUUACAACAGAAGCCUUGUUCUUACCACCCGGCCGAAAAAUACCCCGAGCCCAGCGGCUCCCUCCCCAGCGAAGAACUAUCCUCGAGGGCCAAAGAGUUUGCUUUUUACCCGAGCUUUGCCAGCUCCUACCAGGCGGUCCCUGGUUAUUUGGACGUAUCCGUGGUCCCGGGGAUCAGUGGGCACCCUGAGCCAAGACACGACGCCCUGCUUCCCAUGGAAGGAUACCAGCACUGGGCUCUGUCCAACGGUUGGGACGGGCAGGUCUACUGCUCGAAAGAGCAGUCGCAGUCGACCCACCUCUGGAAGUCACCUUUCCCAGAUGUGGUCCCUCUUCAGCCCGAAGUGAGCAGCUACCGUAGGGGCCGAAAGAAACGUGUCCCCUACACGAAAAUCCAGCUGAAAGAAUUAGAAAAGGAGUACGCCGCCAGCAAGUUCAUUACCAAAGAGAAGCGGAGACGGAUUUCGGCGACCACUAACCUCUCCGAGCGCCAGGUUACCAUUUGGUUCCAGAACCGCAGGGUCAAAGAGAAAAAGGUGGUUAGCAAAUCUAAGACACCUCACCUUCACGCGACCUGACAAAGGGAUCCUUCGGGAGGAUCGGAAAACAUACGCAUACACACACAAGGGGGAGAGGUGGGGAAAGCCAAGCAAGAAAGGCAAAUAUUUAUCUGAGAAAAUUUGUAUAAAGAAGAACAUGCAUUCGAACUCUUGGAUGAUUUGAUUAUUUAAAAAAAACAAAAACCUAGGGGAGCAAAAAAUGAUAAUAAUAAUUAACAGCCAUCUUUGGCUUAUUCUUUCUGUCCAUAUACUGCCGUCUUUAACUGUGAAUCGGGUCGUCCUUCUGAACCAUCCAUUUUUGAUAUUACAGUACCCUUUCAAUGAGGAAGAGAGAGCGAGAGACAGAGACAUAAGGAGGUAGAUUUGUUACCUGGGGAUCCAGAAGGUUCUUUUUCUAGAACUGUCCCCCACCCCACCCUCUCCCCUUACCACCGAUCAAAGGUUGCCCCAUUCUUUGGUUGUUUCUAUUGUAAAAAUAUUAUAUAAUAUAUAUAAAUAUAUAUAUGAAGAACAUAUUCACAGCAGUUCCAAUAAAGAUUCCCUAGAUUUCCUUUCGUUUCUUGACGGUGGACCUUUAAGGGGGGGGGGGAGGAAAAUAAUGAGAAACGAGGCUGCUAUCGUGAGAUUUCCGUCGUUGUUGUCGUCGUUUUCUUGUGUGUUUUUUUAAGCACACUGUCCAAUAAUUUUGUCAGCCUUCGGUUUAAGGGGGACUGGCGGUGUGAUUCCAAAGGCAGGAUCCAGCCAAAGAUCUUCCGAAUCCACUGGGUUUCGGUUGGGAGAGGAUCAGGCUAUGCGCUUAACUCUUCCGUUGACAGAAAUAGGAUUUAACCUUGCUUAACUCUGGGUGGAUCGUGCCCCUGUAUUUUUUUUAAAAAAACUAGUCUUGUUUUUGUUUUCUGGAAUAUGUUCUCACUGGGGUUGCUUUGUCGUUAUUAUUGUUCUUUGUUUUGUUUUCCUGCCGUAGAACUGGAAUGUUUAUUCUCCAUCGACAGUAUGGAAAGUGCUCAAUAUUCUGUUUAUUUUUUUUCUAUACCAUUAAGAACAGUGAGUGUUCUUUCGCCAUGUUAAAGAGAUCCAUUUUUCUAAGAAAAAAGGGGGGGAAAGUGUCCUGUAUAUGUAUAUAAUGUGGUGUCCGAAUGAUAUGUACUGAAUGCAGAAUACAUUUCUUAAAAA
Messenger RNA from Sphaerodactylus townsendi, 2143 nucleotides. RefSeq names its product homeobox C13 (gene HOXC13). The record is from RefSeq and is a predicted model, not a curated record. Gene Ontology annotation, biological process: regulation of transcription by RNA polymerase II. Gene Ontology annotation, molecular function: RNA polymerase II cis-regulatory region sequence-specific DNA binding; DNA-binding transcription factor activity, RNA polymerase II-specific. The transcript has 2 exons. Bases 68 to 988 code for a protein of 306 amino acids. NCBI's taxonomy places the organism in Eukaryota, Metazoa, Chordata, Lepidosauria, Squamata, Sphaerodactylidae.